AUGGUGAAGCCAGAUCCCGACUCACUAGGCGAGACAGCAGCCUCGACUACGGCUACAACGACGACGGCAACAGCUGCGCCCGCAACAACUGCAACGACAACAGCAACCGGACAGCCUCCAACAGUGCCUCCAGCUCCGAGCGGCAGCGCAGCAUCGUCGUCAAAAGACCCAAGUCGGCCCAGGAGGAAGAAGGCGAGGAGAGCUUGCUUCGCUUGUCAGCGCGCCCACUUGACCUGCGGUAACCAAUCCCUUCCCUCCCCCCCCUCCCUUCGCCUAGCCUAGCCUCGCCUCGCCCCGCAUAUUUGCGUUUGACAUGUGACUAAAGGGUUCCUUUGCAACGGAUUUUGUGGGUUCUAGGUGACGAGCGUCCAUGUCAGAGAUGUAUCAAGAGAGGCCUUCAGAACGCUUGCCACGACGGCGUCCGCAAGAAGGCAAAGUACCUGCACGACGCACCGAUCGAUGAUGCACCCGAUUUCGCCGGGGGGUUCGCCCCCUACCCGACACAUCGCGUCCCUGGGAAUAUAAACGUGGAUAUGUUGCCCCCGGAUGGGACUAUUAAUCCGGGGUCGAUUGAGUCUCCAGGGUUACAGGAGUCAUCUCCUACGAAGGGGUCUGUCGGUGGCAGGAGUACCGGUGACGGUGGAAAUGGCGGGGGAGCCGGAGGGAGUGGGAGCGGUGGGGGGCGUGGCGGUGGGAACUUUUCCGGAACUCUCCCAUUCGACCCGAGUGAUCCUGCCUUCUUCAAUUUCGACAUCGCGAGCUUGAACUUUGGGAGUCAAUAUGGCGCUCUCGAAUUCGGAGUCCUCGGCCGGAUGAGCGGACAAGCUGCCGAGGCGGACGACGGGAGCGUAGGAAACUACGCAUACUCGCCGAGCAUUGGGACUGGCGAGGGGUAUAGCGGGUUCUCGGCCCCGCAAGAUGACCCAUCGCACUUCCGCGAGGGCUGGGGCGGUAGCCAUGGAGGGAGGACUUCAGGAGCAGGACAUAGCGUCGGGUUCGCGGGGACUUACAUGAUUGAGGCCGGACCGGGGAGCCUCACCAGUCCAUCCCCGCCGGUAGAAUCCCCGCGACAGAAUUACAUUCAGAAUACGGCGCAGACUACAGCUGGCUCAGCGAAUUACGAUACAACGGCGACGAGUGGCCCCAUGAAUUCUCCCUCCUUCUACCAAUCCGGCGGACACCAUCGCCCUUCCCUCCAGCAGGCGCAAUCAGCAUCUGCAGCCCAGCAGCAGCAAGUCCCACAAGUCCAAGCCCCCAUACGUCGCCGCAGACUCCCGGAGGACCCUAGCCAGAUCUACAACUCUGUCGCGGCACCAUACCCAUACACGCUCCACUACCACCGCCUCUUCCACAUGCUUGAAACCCGCUUCCCCAAACCUCUCCUCCUGCGCAUCGCUCGGGCGAUGGCCUCGUUCCGCCCUUCCUUCAUCGCUUGCACACAGACGCUCAAAGCCGACGACCUCCUCUUCAUGGAAAAGUGCUUCCAGCGUACCCUCUGGGAGUAUGAGCGCUUCAUACAGAACUGCGGCACCCCAACUCUCGUCUGCCGACGCACGGGGGAGGUAGUUGGCGUCGGAAAGGAAUUCUGCAUGCUUACGGGCUGGGAAAAGCAGGUUCUCCUAGGCGAGAAGGCAAACCGAAACAUCAACGUGCCCGCUAACGGCGAAGUCGUUAACUUUCGGCCACCAUCCGUGGACGAGUAUGGUCUUGGUGGCGUUGGCGCCGCGGCCGGCGGUAGCGCGGGGGGAGUCGGCGGCGGCCUCGGAGGAAUGAAGAAACCCGUAUUCCUGGCCGAGCUCCUGGACGACGAAAGCGUUGUUGAAUUCUAUGAGCAGUUUGCCCGACUGGCAUUUGGCGACUCGCGCGGCGCUGUCAUGACGACUUGUAAAGUGCUCAAGUAUCGUGCUGAGAAGGACGAUAGUAAGAAGGAUGGCGUAAGGGAGGUUCGUGGCAUGGAUGGCCUCGGCGCGAAGGAUGGGAAGGUGGAGUGUGCAUUUUGUUGGACUAUUAAGAGGGAUGUGUUUGAUAUUCCCAUGUUGAUUGUUGCGAAUGUGAGUUUUCCCUCUUCCCCCCGUUUUCUUCGUGGGCGGGGUGGGAGCUAAUAAGCGUAUGUAUAGUUUCUCCCGAUUCUUCCGAGACCGACGCCUGAGGGGGGGAAGUAAAUUUGCUUUCUUACUUUUUCUUUUUCUCUGCUAUUUUAUGUCGAGCCGGGUACGGUAGGGUUGUGUGUGUAUGAUUCUAUGUGUUUUUGUUUUACCGCUCUUAUCAAGUACGCUUCAUCGGCUGGUUAUUUGUUUUAUUUACCUGAAAGUGGUGGGAUGUAAUGGGGGCAAUGCACAUCAUGUAUUUCUUUCUUUCCACCCCCCCUUGGGCUCCCGGUUUGUUUUUCAAUCCUCGUCUCUCGUUUCUUGUAUUUGGACCACAGUGCGUAGCUAUAGACUCCUGAGAAUCCUUUCUUUCCUCUCUUUUUAUAUCCUUUGGGUUUUGCUGGUUUGUUAACUUCAAUUCUUUGUUUAUACCUCGCGUUAGUGGGAAUCGUGUACCGCUCGUUAUUUGGGUGAUUUGGUCCCGUUCUGCCUGCCCACCUGCCUACCCGGCGUAGCGAUAUACCAUUGACUAUUUUCUGUAAUGUACGAGUAUGUACUGCACCUACACCGCUCUAUGUAGUGCGUACGAGUAAAAGUCUGCCGUUCGCU
Tuber aestivum (summer truffle) is the source of this 2696-nucleotide messenger RNA. The record is from the annotation of a GenBank genome assembly. NCBI's taxonomy places the organism in Eukaryota, Fungi, Ascomycota, Pezizomycetes, Pezizales, Tuberaceae.